UGCUGUAUAGGAAUUUUAUACUGUUUGAAUCACAUUGUAAUAAGGCAAUAUAAGGGUUUUAAUUUUCAGAGUUAAAUUUCAUGUUACUUCCCUCAAGUUUUAUUUUAAAGGUUAAUUAGUUCAUGUCCAAUAUGAGCAAUUAUAAAUACACAUGGCUGAAUCACAGAUAUACUAUACAUGUAUUUCUGUUUUUGCAAAUAUUGAAAUUGUCCAGCGCAGUUUGUCAUGUUAUUUUUAUUCUUGCUUUUAAUCAGGCUCUUUAACCAGGAACACCUGGGUACAGCUGUGUGAUGGAUGUAAUUACCUGACUGAACAGGUGAAAGUGAUUUUCCUGAUUAGUCCGCCUACUGUUACCCUUUAGUAAACAUGACAACAUGCAACUUGCAAACCGCAGGACUUUGAUCCCGAUGCUGAAUCGCAUUACUUCCUACAGUUUCACAGACCUGCGCCAUUCACUAAAGUAUACAUUACGUGGUUAUAGCGACACAAGAAAGAUCAAUUUGAUCCAGAUGCCUUCUGUUAGUACCAUUUGUCUACAUUCCCUGUAAAGGGGUCCUUGGGAGAUCUGGCAUGUCAUUCCACUGUGGUUCUUUGAUGCCCAUGGAGAACCUUGGAGGUCCUUGGACUUCUUUGGAAAGUCAUGAAGGUUCUUGAUAUCCUUGAAGCUUUGAGGGUCGAGUAAGAGCUGUAUUUAAGUACAGUUUGAGGUACUUGUACUUUACUUGAGUAUUUCUAUCUUAUUCUACUUUGCCACACUAUUACUGGCUACUGUUGUACGUUUAAUAUGCAGACUAUAUGAUCAGAUUGUAAAAUAUGAUGCACUGUAAUAGAUCAAAGUAUCCAGCAGUAUAUAGUGUAAAUUAGCAUUAACCAGGUACAUUAUAAAUUGCUGCAUAAUCUGAUGCAUCUGUUAUAAUAAAAAUCCUGUAAUAUAUCAGGGAUUAUUCUACAUAAAGAGUAGUUUUAUUUGUAGAGGAGUAAUUGUACCUUUAGGUUUUGCUACUUUUUCUUAUGUAAAAGAUCUGAAUACUUGCACCACCACUGACAGGCCCUUUCUCUGAGGUUUUUCAUGUGCCUAACUGGUCCUGGAAAGUCAUUGAGAGCUGAUGGCGGUGUUCGGAUUUCCUUGAAGAUCCUCUCUUGUAGGUCCGUGAAGAAGAUCCUCGGGGGGUAUAUGGGCGCCUUUCAGAUCCUUGAAGACCCCCCUGAAGAUGAUGCAGGUAGAGAUGGAGGUGUGUGAGAUCCCUUCCUGGCCUCGUGGCCGCUGGCCCUUUAAGAGAAGCGGGAGGGGGCGCGGAGCAUCUUGGCUGCGGUGUUUUUGUCUCUCUGUCAGUGAGCGCUCCUGGGCCGAGGCGGCUGAAAGGAUUUUCUAGAGGGCAGGUGCUGACUGUAGGAGUGCAAGAAAAGGAAGGGAGAGCAAGGAGCCUGGGGUGGAGAGAUCCCAUCCUUGCAGCGCAAGCAGCUGGUGAGAGUUGGUGGAUGACUGUUUGAAUACCAGCCACAAGCUCAUAAUGGCUCAGGUGCUGCAUAUGGACCCCGGAUUCCCAGGGAAACUCAACCCGCCUGCUCCUCCUUCCCUGCACGGCAAAGAACAGGAGGCGCCCUACUCAGUGGAGACCCCCUAUGGCUACCGUCUGGACCUAGACUUCCUCAAAUAUGUUAACGACAUAGAGAAGGGAAACACUAUUAAGAAGGUGCCUAUCCAACGUCGGCCUCGCUACGGCUCCCUGCCCCGUGGCUAUGGCUACGCCGGCUCCUGGUGGACGUCCACAGAGUCUCUGUGCUCCAAUACCAGCAUGGACAGCAGGCACUCCUCCUUCUCCUACUGUGCUCCUGGCUACCACACAUCGCAGAGACCCAGUUUCAGCACUGCCCGGGUGGAAAAGACCCUGUUGGAUGCACGCAGGAAGCUGGAAGAGGAGAAAGAGGGGCGUAGAUUCUCCAACCUGGGCAGCAUGCACAGCAGUGUUGCAGGCUCUAACACCUCCAUCAGCAGUGCAAACAGCUUCAACCGGGCUCAUGGUGGAGGUGGAUCCUUUACCCCCAUGAGUUCUGGCCUGUCCACCCCAGUGACUCCAACCCCAGCCCACCUGCAGCAUGUCAGGGAGCAAAUGGCGGCAGCCCUCAGGAAGAUAAGGGAGCUCGAAGAGCAGGUGAAGACCAUCCCUGUGCUCCAGGUGAAAAUCUCUGUGCUGCAGGAGGAGAAAAGGCAGCUGAGCGUCCAGCUGAAGAGCCAAAAGUUCCUCGGCCACACUCUGGGUUUCAACCGAGGUCGUCCUCGAGGGGAGCUCUACAUCGACAUCCCUGAAGAAGAACUGAGCACUGUAGCUAAGAGCAGCAACAAGUCAGCAGGGCCACUGUCUCCCACCACACCUGAGGGCUCCAAACAAGACUCAGGGUGUGAGAUUGAGGACACAGUGAUUGUGAGUGGUGCCCGACCGGAUAUAAAGCGGGAAGUGCGCACCAUUGGAGUGGGACCAGAGGACUCAAAGGGCAGUCGUCAGGUAGGAGUUUGGGUUCGGGAAGAGGAUCUGGGGCUGCUGCCAGAGACAGAGGCUCUUAGGAAUCAAGUGGGUCAGCUUAAGGGCAAGCUAGAGAGGACAAUGCAGGAGCUGCAGGUUGCACAGCAGCAGGUAGCAGCAGUCCAGAAAACUCCUCAGGCAGAGCACCCGGUCAUGGCUACCAGCAUGGGUUGGCAGGAGCCACAAGGCUGCAGCCUGCACACUCUGGUCAGCUUCACACAGCAGCCCCAUCAGAGAGAACAGAGAACUGUGGGAAUCCAGGUGUACACAUUGGAGCAGCCGACUGUGGUGGAGGUGGGUACGCUGCUCCGAGCAGAGACCUGCAGCUCCCCCUCUCUUCAACCAGCUGGUGGAGUUCUGGAGGGCCACCACAGAGGACAAGCUGAAGAUCCACCGGUUGAGUUGCCUAUUGCAGUCAGCUCCAAGCAGGUGCGCGACGUCCUAAAGAGCGAGUUGUCCACCUCUGUACCAGUAGCAAAUCCUGCCAUUGCUGUAGGCACAUCUGACAGUCAGAUUGGUUUGAUGCAUUCUAAAGAAGGAGAGAUACACCUGCAUGCAAACACAGAGACCAUCCAGUCACUAGAAAGCCCUAAGACAGUCUCAUCUCCUCAGUCUCUGAGGUCCAUUAUGAAGCGCAAAGCAGAAGGAGAACCAGGCUCUCCCUCCACUAAGAAAAACCUACAGUUCAUUGGAGUCAAUGGAGGUUACGAAUCCACAUCAUCAGACGACAGCAGCAGUGAGAGUUCAGAUGAGGGGAGUGACUCCAGUGAAUAUCAUGAAGCCAGAGAAAAACUUCCAGAAUCGACAGUCCAGCACCAGCAAACAACCCACACCAAGGUUUCUCAGCCCCAAGAAAGCAACAGCGUACCUCAGCAGACAGCCGCCAAACUACCAGCCGUCAUUCCAGAAACACAGCAGAGUCCCAGCCAAUCUGCAACUGCAGACACAAGACUACCAGACAAAGCCCCACAGUCACCAGCAACGGAUACUGUUGUGCAAAAAUGUGCCUCACAGCCACCAGCCUCAGACCCCACCCCAACUCCUCUAUGUCCAGCAAAUGAUUCUGCCUAUAAAGAGACUGUCAGCCAGUCAUCAGAAACGCACACAUUCACACAGGAGAUCACUUCUUCACCAUCAAGCUCUAAAUCCACUCCUGAGCAAAGCUCAAUAAAUUCCGAAGCUACCUGUUCUUCAUCGCUGUGUAUCACCAAAACCACUGAGGUUACCAAGCAGCAAUACACUGUCCAGUCAGAAACAACCAUCCACUCCAGCCAGUCAGAUUCAGAGCCAGCAGCCGAAAGCAACACAAACGACACUGCCACAGCAUCAGCCAAACAAGUCAGACUGGAGCUGAGUGACACCCUGAUGUCAGCUCUUUACUCCCUGCAGAAAGCCCUGGGGGAACCCAACGCAUUCAGCCAACAAGGAGCAAGGGCAGCCUACACCACCGUGCUACAGGAGUGGCUGCGCGUGUCCUGUCACAAAGCUGCGGACACGGCUGUUGUCAAGGCCUAUAUGGACACCUUUGCCUCGGUGUCCCCUCAGCUGCUGGAGUUUGUGAUCAACAUGGCGGACGGCAAUGGGAACACAGCGCUCCACUACACUGUCUCCCACUCCAACUUCCCUGUGGUCAAACUGUUGCUGGACACUGGCCUGUGCAAUGCUGACAAGCAGAACAAGGCGGGCUACACAGCCAUCAUGCUGACGGCUCUGGCUGCCUUCCACUCUGACAGUGACCUUCAAACUGUCCUGCAGCUGCUGCGCACUGGGGACGUCAAUGCCAAAGCCAGCCAGGCUGGUCAGACGGCACUGAUGCUAGCAGUCAGCCACGGUCGGGGGGACAUGGUGCGGGCGCUGCUGUCCUGUGGGGCACAGGUCAACAUCCGGGAUGAUGAUGGCUCCACAGCACUCAUGUGUGCCUGCGAACACGGUCAUGUGGACAUUGUGCGUCAGCUACUGUCUGUACCAGGCUGUGAUGCCACUCUCACUGAUAAUGAUGGCAGCACUGCACUGUCCAUUGCCCUGGAGGCCAGCCAGAAUGACAUUGCUGUGCUUCUGUAUGCUCACCUCAACUUUGCAAAGCCUCCUUCCCCUGUUUCACCUAAGUCUCCUCUCUUGGGUUCUUCUCCUCCUUCUGGUGAAACAAAAUAAACCACGCUCCUUCUGUAACUCUACAACCAAUCCAUCACAACUACUCAUAUUACAGUGAUUGUUCUUUUUUCAUUGUGUAACUAAGAAAAACAUUGAGUUUGUGUGUGUGUGUUUGUUUUCACCCUCCAUAAUUUAAGUACAUUAUAAUGUUUGGAUAAUUACAUGACAGCUUGCACCAUUGUUAUCAGCUGCUUUAUGUACACAAGUCUUUUUUUUUAAUCACAGUGGUGGUUGAAAACAUGGAUUUCUCGUGUGGUACAAUCUGAAAAACUGAACAUGUAGAAAGGCUGUAUAAAUGUUAGUUCAGUCUUGCAAUAAUCCACUUGUCAACACUGUUUUUAGUGGCACUUACCAGUCAAAACUGUUCAUCAUGAUUACAUUAUACAGUUCACUAUUAUACACUUGUUUUAAUUUCAUACAGAUGUCAUAUUAGUUGCUUUAUGGAGCAAAAUCUUGUCACUGUCAUAUGUACAAUAGCUGUUACAGAGUAGCAUCAUUAUGUGUGUGACCAUCAGUAAUUUGGAAUAACAAAAGCCACCCCCUCUCAUGGAUAAGUGUCCUUGCAUCGACCAGCUCAUUGGUGCUACAAAAAUAUGAUACAGAAAACGCCACUUCAACAGUAAAUCGAUAUUUAUACACAAGAUUUAUUUACUCUAGAGUAUUUUUGAUAUUGAUUUUUUUUAAAAUUCCGACUCAACUCAUGACCUCCAAGGAUCAUGAUUUUUAUUUCCCAGGCAACGGUUUACUUCUUACGCCUUUUUAACCAGAGAACAAAAUUUAUUUUAUGUGAUGACUGCAACUCCCAAAUUAAACCCAAAGAUGUAUCUCCCCUAUCAGCUCUGUGACACUGUAUAUUGUGGUGAUAAUAUUAACACAGGUCUAGCAUCAGUGUGGCAGAAGAAAGAGGUCAGCGUUAUUCUCCAAAGGCUACGGUACUAUGGUCUUUGUAUUUUUAUACGUGAAGGAGUUUUGGAUGGCUGUAAGGAAAGAUUAGAGUGUAUCUGUGUGUUUGUAAUAUUCUGUGCUUAAAGGAUUUAACAAGACUUUGUAGAGAAAUCGACUGAAAGCACCAGUGAAGCCACCUCUGCUGUGGUCCUGCUGGUAAGAUUGGUCAGGGAACCAGAAAGUGACUGAUUGCGGUCUUCAGAAGGAAGUGCCAUGUAAGAUAUGAAUUUCAAAAUAAUAUAUGUCAAUAUAAACUCAUAGUUAUUAUGCCUAAAAUCAAAUUCCUUGAACAAAAGUGCAUAGGCUAUUGAUGUCAAAAUUUCUAUUACUUUUUAAAGUUUUUUCACAAUUUUCAUAUUCUCUUUUAAGCAACUGAAUUUUUAUAAACUUUCAAUUUUUUAAUUUAAGUAUCUUUUUAUACAUUUAGAAUUUUUAAGCUCACACCUACUUAAUGUAAUCGCACAGCUCUUUAGUUUUAUGUUUUAUGAAGGUUUAUCUAAAAUUCAAGAUUGUGUUUCUCUUCUUCUAAUUUGUGCAUUUUGGAAAAAAACAGUGAAUUAAUUAAUAAAUGUGGACCACACUG
This is a messenger RNA of Lates calcarifer (barramundi perch), 6201 nucleotides long. It is a transcript of the gene kank2, whose product is annotated as KN motif and ankyrin repeat domains 2. The record is from RefSeq and is a predicted model, not a curated record. NCBI's taxonomy places the organism in Eukaryota, Metazoa, Chordata, Actinopteri, Centropomidae. Bases 1512 to 4673 code for a protein of 1053 amino acids. Gene Ontology annotation, molecular function: protein binding. Gene Ontology annotation, biological process: negative regulation of intracellular estrogen receptor signaling pathway; negative regulation of actin filament polymerization; negative regulation of transcription by RNA polymerase II. Gene Ontology annotation, cellular component: cytoplasm. The transcript is spliced from 13 exons.